Molecule: messenger RNA, 492 nt
Organism: Drosophila teissieri
Lineage: Eukaryota; Metazoa; Arthropoda; Insecta; Diptera; Drosophilidae
Product: drosomycin-like
Exons: 1
Coding region: 280-492 (70 amino acids)
Source: RefSeq, a predicted model, not a curated record
AAUUGCCUUAAUAUUCACAGCUGUCUAAAAUAAAAUCAAGUCAAGAUCCAAUACUUAUUGUUCCGCUCAAUGUAUUGUUAUAUUCGGCUCGUGUUGGCAUUGUAAAGUCAGCGCUAAAGUCUGGGUGAAUAUUUUUAUCUCCCCAAGAUAAAUUUCACCACAGCGUCGUAAAACUUUCAGAUCGAAGGGUAUAUAAGCUUUUAAUCAGAGUUGAGAGCUAUCAAUUUCUUUGGGGUUUCAAUUCGUCAAUUGCUAAAAGUCACCAGAACUGCUACCGAAAUGAUGCAAAUCAAGUUUCUAUUUGCACUGUCUGCUGUCUUGAUGCUGGUUGUCCUGGGAGCGGAUGAAGCCAAUGCCGACUGCCUUUCCGGAAAAUUUAGGGGUUCCUGUUACGUGUGGCACAAGAAGAAGUGUAGAGAGAUUUGCCAGAGCGAAGGACGAACCGGUGGUCACUGCAGCCCCAGUCUUAAGUGUUGGUGCGAAGGAUGCUGA